Molecule: messenger RNA, 1077 nt
Organism: Fonsecaea nubica
Lineage: Eukaryota; Fungi; Ascomycota; Eurotiomycetes; Chaetothyriales; Herpotrichiellaceae
Exons: 3
Coding region: 1-1077 (358 amino acids)
Source: RefSeq, a predicted model, not a curated record
AUGGUCUUCAAAGCAGUUGCCAUUGCUACACUACUUGCCGUGGCGCAGGCCCGUUUUAAUCAAGAACAAAUUCCGAUCCCAGCCAUUGCAGCUGUUCAAGGUGGCGCUCCAGGAGUGGCGCAAACCAUUGCUGGUGCUGCUAUAAGCGAUCUACUGGCCGCAACCAAUGCCUGUGACAAGCUCAAGCGUGGUGACCAAAUCAUAGCCGAGCUGGGAACUGGGGCUGACGCCAUUGCUGCUGCUAUUGGCAUCGUUGCUGCGGAGAAGAAUUUCAACCCCUUCGUGCAGUCGAUUCCUACCAUCUGUGAUGACCCUACUCUGCCGGCUACAGAUGUCCUCCGAGGUAUCACGCCUCAGAUUGAUCCGGCAGUCGUUGGCUCAGAUAUCGCAAACGCCUUGUCCGCUACGACCCGGGUGACUCCGCUGGACGCUACCGGCAAGAGUGUCGCAGACCUGCUGGCCGAAAAUGGCUUCACCAACUUCACUGCACAGUCUGCUACCGGUGCUACCGGUGCUGCUCCAGCUGGAUCGUCGAAUGCUGCAACCGCUGUCUCCAGCGCCACGGGGGCCGCCGCAACUACAGUAGCCAAUGUUUGUGGCGCCGUUGACACAUCUGUUGUAGCCUCUACAACCACAGCCGCUGUCGCAACCAUGACUGCCGCGCCAGCUACGACAGACAAUGCCACCGACACCUCGACCGUGAGCGGAGCUGAUUUCGGUCUCUGCGUGCCGACCAUGAAAUUCGAAGGCGGGCUCGGUGGCCGGCCCGCCACUGAAUUUACCUUCUUGCCUAUCGACCCGCUCUGUGCUCAGGGUCAGCAGGAGGCGUUGAAUCCAAAUAUCAUCACCAACCGAAUCUGCGACCAACUCACCAACGUCUGUCAAGCCAAUGACGCCGCGAAGACCUUGUGCCGAAGUGUCCAGGCCCAGAUCCAGGCGCUAGGAACCAGAGACAAGUCGACCGCAGACACCUGGAACACGAACCUCGGGUUCGCUGGGGCGGUCACGAACCCUGACGGCGGUCCUGCCGAGCCACCCGCGAAGAUGAGAGUGGUUCGGUCUUAUAGAGACUACUAG